GAGCUCAGUUCCCUUUCAGAUUCCGAGAGCAACGCAUUGCAAAGCAUUGUGCAGCGAACAAUGACGACCACGACGACUCCCAAGAUAAAGUCACCAGUUUCCGGUCCUGGACUUCCACGACUGCUACAGAUGCUAAUGGGGAUACUUCUUAUGGUGUGCACUUCCGUGCCAGGCGCCACUUCUGCCCCGGACCCCAAGAUCUCCAAUGUCAAGGCCUUGGAUCGCCUCCACGCCGUGCUGUUCACAAGCUACGACAACGAUGUGCAGCCCCGGUUCCAAGGAGCCCCCACGAACGUGUCCCUGGGAAUGGUGGUCACCUACAUAGACAUCGACGAGCUGAACGGCAAGCUGACCACUCACUGCUGGUUGAAUCUCCGAUGGAGAGAUGAGGAGCGUGUGUGGCAGCCGUCGGAAUAUGACAACAUCACGGAAAUCACUUUGCGGUCCAGCGAGGUCUGGACACCACAAAUCACACUCUUCAACGGCGACGAGGGCGGCCUGAUGGCGGACACCCAGGUGACCCUCUCCCACGAUGGCCACUUCCGGCGGAUGCCGCCUGCCCUGUACACGGCCUACUGCGAACUCAACAUGCUGAACUGGCCCCACGACAAGCAGAGCUGCAAGCUGAAGGUCGGCUCCUGGGGCCUGAAGGUCGUCCUGCCGGAGAACGGCACGGCAGUGGGUCAGUCCCUUGACCACGACGACCUGGUGCAGUCACCGGAGUGGGAGAUCGUGGACUCCCAAGCGCAGUUUGUCAGCCAGGACUACUACGGCUACAUGGAGUACACUCUGACGGCUCAGCGGCGAUCCUCGAUGUACACUGCUGUCAUCUACACCCCCGCCUCCUGCAUCGUCAUCCUGGCCCUCUCAGCCUUCUGGCUGCCUCCCCACAUGGGCGGCGAGAAGAUCAUGAUUAAUGGCCUGCUCAUCAUCGUGAUCGCCGCCUUCCUCAUGUACUUCGCCCAACUGCUGCCAGUGCUGUCCAACAAUACUCCACUUGUGGUGAUUUUCUACAGCACCAGCCUGCUGUACUUGAGCGUCUCCACCAUCGUCGAGGUCCUGGUCCUGUACCUGGCCACUGCCAAGCACAAGAGGCGCCUGCCGGAGGCGCUGAGGAAGCUGCUGCACGGCAACCUGGGCACCUGGCUGCUGCUCUCGCAUUUCAGCACCACCGGCGAGUCGCAGGCGGAGAAGAACAAGGAGAUGGACGAGCACCUGUACGAGGACGCGGACGAGCAGGACGCGUCCAGUCCGCUGGGCAUCAACCCCGCCGAAGUGCCGGGCGCCAAGGCCAACCAGUUCGACUGGGCGUUGCUGGCCACCGCCGUGGACCGCAUUUGCUUUCUGGCCUUCAGUCUGGCCUUCUUCAUCCUGGCCAUCAGGUGUUCCGUGUAGGACUGCCUGGGACUUAACGCUGUCUACCUACCGCUGCCUUGAGUAAGGUCGUUGCCCAUCAAUCUCGAAACUGUAUUUCAUUUUCCGGAGCCACCUAGCGAACUUGGCCAAGGUACGGGUGCACUGUGAGUUGGCUUUGCAUUUGCGAUUUCAUGUAUUUACUGUGUGUGCGAACUUAGAAUUAUUUAAUGAUGAGACCUCGUGUGGAAUAAAGGACCUCUGCCGAA
Messenger RNA from Drosophila yakuba, 1622 nucleotides. RefSeq names its product neuronal acetylcholine receptor subunit alpha-4 (gene nAChRbeta3). Gene Ontology annotation, biological process: regulation of membrane potential; signal transduction; chemical synaptic transmission. The transcript is spliced from 4 exons. Gene Ontology annotation, molecular function: neurotransmitter receptor activity; extracellular ligand-gated monoatomic ion channel activity; transmembrane signaling receptor activity. The coding region runs from base 61 to 1395 and encodes 444 amino acids. The record is from RefSeq and is a predicted model, not a curated record. NCBI's taxonomy places the organism in Eukaryota, Metazoa, Arthropoda, Insecta, Diptera, Drosophilidae. Gene Ontology annotation, cellular component: neuron projection; membrane; synapse.